Messenger RNA from Eucalyptus grandis, 3456 nucleotides. RefSeq names its product disease resistance protein RPV1-like. Gene Ontology annotation, biological process: defense response; signal transduction. The record is from RefSeq and is a predicted model, not a curated record. The coding region runs from base 1 to 3456 and encodes 1151 amino acids. The transcript is spliced from 11 exons. Lineage: Eukaryota; Viridiplantae; Streptophyta; Magnoliopsida; Myrtales; Myrtaceae.
AUGCGGGCGCUCGACGUGUCCAAGAUCUACGUGCCCAUCUUCUCCAAGGAUUACGCGUCGAGCUCUUGGUGCCUCCGCGAGGUCGCCCACAUGGUGGACUGCGUGGCUCGGUUGAAGGGGAAUAAGGAGAUCUUGCCGGUGUUCUUCGAUGCGUCGCCCUCGGAUGUGAAGCUCAGGACUGGGCUGUACAGGAAUGCCAUGGCCAAGCACAGGAAGAAGUUUGGGGUUGAGGAAGUGAAGAGGUGGGAGGAUGCUUUUGUUGAAGUUGCUGAAUUGAAGGGAUGGGACCUCAAAACGAGAGGGAUGUACAAUUUGAAUUCCUCAGUUUUUGCCAUUUUCUGCAUAGGUAAGAUUUCUGGGAAUUUCGACGGCUCCAUUUUAGUAGUCAGCAACCAGCUUUCAAAAUUAAUGAGCCUGGAUAAUCUCUAUUAUGUUCCUCACUUUGAUGGGCCUUUCAUCAGUGUUCGUAUAUGUGGCAAGCAUGGGGAAGCUAUUAAGUUGAUCAUCCGAGAGGUUUUGGUAAAGUUGAAGAUAAAGCAUAAGUAUGUGAAAAAUCAGCUGGUUGGAGUGGAUGAUUGUGUAGAAGACAUAAUGAAGCUGUUGGAUGUUGACUGUGAAGGUGUUUGUUUUGUUGAAACAGUUGUAGACAUUCUCGACUCUAGAUUCGUGGACAACAUUCAUGACAUUGAUGAUGGCAUUAACCAAAUUGGGACAAGAUUUCGCAACAAAAAGGUCAUCAUCGUUUUGGAUGAUGUUGAUAAGGAAGAACAACUAGAGAAAAAAGAUUAUCCACCAUAUCAAUACCAUAUUCCUACAUCAGAAAUUGUUGUCACAACCAAAGGGCUUCCUUUGGCUCUUGAGGUCAUAGGCUCAUUUCUCUAUCGCCAACCAGAGAAGAUAUGGAAAGAGACUAUGGAGAGGCUAAGAAAGAAAAAAGUUCAGGCACUCAUAUUAACUGGAAGUGAUUAUCAACCACUUGUAAUUACGCAUGAUGAACUUAGUAGGUUGCCCAACCUAAGGUUCCUUGAAUUAGAGGAGGGAACCUUUGCCAAAGACUUUGGGGAUGAUUUUUCAAAGUUAAGGUGGAUUUCUUGGUAUUCUCCUAGGCCCCUUGAUCUUGAGAUGGCAAAGAAUCUGAAAGUUCUAAACCUCAGAGGUUGCGAAGGCAUAACUAGAACACCAAACUUCUCUGCAUGCUUCAGUCUAGAGAGGCUGAGUUUCUACAAUUGCAUAAACUUGGUUGAGAUUGAUCCCUCCAUUUGGAAGCUAAAGCGCUUGAUUCACUUAAAUCUUAAAGAGUGCCUCUCUCUUAAGGAUUUGCCUGAAGAAAUUGGAAGGCUUACAAAUCUGAAGCUCCUUGCUUCUAGUGGAUGUUUUUUGGAACUCCCGGGUUCAUUGAAGGAGUUGGAUCUGUCAAACAUACAAAUUGAAUGCCUUCUUGAUUGUAGUGGUGAUAAGAAGUUUAUGUUUGUCCUUAUUCUAAGCUCUGAAUAUGUGCUUAAAGCUUCAUCAUAUCUGUUGCCAAGUUCUAGCUUAGGGUGGAUUAGGAGGUUAUCUAAACUGAAGAAAUUAGAAUUGUCUCUUUCUAGUGUCCCUGCACCACCUACUAAGUUUGGUUCUCUUCCUCGUCUGACUGAGCUUAUUUUAUCCGGACUAGACUUGGAAUAUAUCACGAAGCUUCCUCCCUCCUUAUUGGAGCUGCGACUUGUUAAUUUCAACUCAAUAAUAUCUUGGUCAAUCUUUUCCAACUUGAAAAACUUGUCCAAGCUACGACUUUCUCAAUCUCAGCUUCAAGAAAUUGAGCUCAGUGGACUCGAAGAACUGAGAGCAUUGUCAGUGACUAAUUGUGAACUCCUCCAAAGGUUAUUCAUCUCGACGCGUUUAAAGAAACUUAAAGAAUUGUGGCUAUCAGAAUGUCUGAAGCUAGUUGAGAUUGAAGGUCUGGAGGCCCUAGAGUUCUUGGAAGAAAUGAAUGUACAGUACUGUGGUUCCGUUGAAAGGUUAUACGAGCUAUCAAACUCAAAGUUGCUGAAGCUUUUGGUUAUAUCAGACUGCUAUGAGCUCCGUACUGUUGAGGGCCUCAACGGUUUAGAAUCUUUGAAUGCAUUACUUGUUUGUGAGUGCAGUUCACUGGAGAAACUAAUUAUUCCAUCGAAAGUAGAGAAGCUAACACAUUUGGAGGUUUCAGGAUGUGAGAAGCUGAUUGAGAUUCCAGGUCUUGUUGCAUCGGAAUCAUUGGAGACUUUAACCAUUAAAAAGUGUCCUAUUAGCAAAAUAUGUGAGUUAUCAAACUUACAGAUGCUGAAGUCUCUGUCAAUUGUCGGAUGCCAUGAGCGACAAUCUAUUGAUGGUGUUGAUGAGCUAGACUUUUUGUGUGAUUUCUAUGUUUCUAGCUGUCGGAAACUGGAAGCUCUGCUGGACGAAUCUAACACGAAGUUGUCUGAUGAAUGCCUAAUAACAAUUCGGAAGUGUCGGAAAUUACAAAGCCAUGGCUAUCCUAAUGUCAAUGGCCUUCCCUACAGGGAUUACAAGGACAUGAUUAUUGCAAAGACAAACUCUCCUACGGGGUCACUCCCUUUAGAGACAUCAGACGAGAAGUUGCUCAUUCUCAAUCUGUCUAGGAGUUCGGUCACCAAAUAUCCACAAGAGUGGAGGCAACUCAUGGAGGGUAUCAUUGAAGUCUUCAGCUUCAACCAAUUUGGAGAUAUUGAUAAUGGAAGAUUGUACACGGUCACUUGCACUUUGGGCGUUCAUCAGGCAACUGAAGUGCUUGAAAUCCUUGAAUUUGAGAAACUGCAAGGCAGUCCAGCUGCCGAUCCUACAACUGAGUGGCAAGGAAUUUUUUACAGAACUUCUGACAUCGUAGAAAUUCAUAUCGAAAAUAAUUCUUUAAGGAACCUUGAAGUACUUAGUGCUCGUAACUGUAAAAAGUUGAAGGACAUAUCUCCAAUUGGCCACCUGACGAAACUCAAAUGUCUUGCGCUGGAUGGUGCUAAUAUUGAUUGGGUUCUAGAAACUUUUGAUUUUCCUCUGAAGCUUGAAAGACUUUCUCUAAGGAAGUGUGAGAAGUUGUGUGAACUUCCAUCUUCCAUUGGGAAGCUAAAGGAGCUGGAGGAAAUGGACCUUUCAGACACUAGAAUCACACAACUACCAGAGUCAGUCAAUUAUUUGAGUAAUUUGAAGACGCUGAAAAUGGAACGCACCCCCCUACAAAAAUUUCCUAAAGAUAUUGUGAAGUUAGAGAAACUGGAAGAGAUAGAUUUCUUUGGCUGCACAAAUUUGGAGGCCCAAGAUAGUUGUGAUAUUUCAGGACUAUCCUCCUUGAAAAUUUUGAGAUUAUCGUCAUCCAUUGUGGCGGGGCUGCCUCGGGGCAUUUGUGGUCUCCCUCUCUCUGAACCCUUGACGUAUGUAAAUGUGAACGACUUCAAGCACUACCAAAGUUGCCCUCCAGUUUAG